UUCCUACCCGAUCGCAUCCUGUCAACCUGAUUGUAGCCAUACUAGCCUCAAAGUCGCUCRUUUUAUCAUUACCUCAGUAUAUUAAUAUAAUCAUAUUUCUAUAGCGUUAUUUUUAUCAUUCCUGUUGAAAAUUGUGUUUAUCCAUUCAGUUAGUGAUUUUUGUAAUUCGAUUAUUGUGUUCUGUGUCUUUUGUUUGUCUCUUUAGCUAGCAAACGUUAGCUACCAGUACCUAGCUAACGUUAGUGCUAACGUUAACAUUAUUAGUUGGUUCGGCAUCUUUAUUAAACGUUAGGAAAUGAAGAAGAGCAACGUCAAGUUUAUGAGGCGAGAGGUCAGCUCCAUGAAAUAUUGCUCCGUUCCGUUGUGUACCUCCUCAGCGAAAUACUACUCGUUGAGUUUUCACUCAUUUCCCAGUGAUAAUGAGCUAAGAGCAAAAUGGAUCAUCAACAUUCACAGGGAAAACUUCACCAUCACAAGUCACUCCAACGUUUACCACACCGUAGACACUUUUUACCACAUGAUUUCAUUGAACCUUCUAGUGGGCUUCGACGUCUGAAGAAGGGAGCAGUACCUUUGCUAUUCCAGUGGAAUAACUACCAUGUCCAAGCAAGAGCAAGUGUUUUCGGAAAGAAGGGAGAGACCAAGGACUGGAUGUGUGAAGGACAACCAUGUUGAAGAUGGAGAGAAUGAAAAGAUGGAUAACUACCAUGACCACGACUACUGUGCAGUGCCUGGGCCCACUGCAGUUGACCUGAUUUCGAUUGAGAGGGAAGAAAUGCAGAAAGAGAUUGAGGACCUACGGAACAAAGUAGAGGAGUUGACUGCGAGAAGUCRUUUUGGGCUGCAGCGAUUUGUGGGAUCAGAUGCACAGAUACAGUCCCUCACAAGAUUUGCCUGAUAUGACCAUCCGAUGGCCUUUUGGUCUCUCAUCGAACCGUCAACUGCCAAUAUUGUCCGUGUCACACGAGCAAGGAGAGCCAAGCUGAGGAAUGAGGAGAAAGCUGAAGCAUGGAUUCAGCUCAGGGGAACUUCUCUCCACUCAAACGCUUUGUAGUGGCCAAAAAGAAGAUCAGUGAUGUGUUUGAGCAACUGCUGRAGUAUGUGAAGGAAUGCUCAGCGUUUGUAGAAGAAACGUGUCAGAAUGAAGCCUUGGAGAACAUUGCAAGUCGUGACCAACAGGAGCAGAUUCAGGCRUAUGCUGGCAAACUGCAAACUAUCAAAGAUGUGCUGGCACGCAGACACAUGAAGGUGGCCUUCUUUGGCAGGACGAGUAAUGGGAAGAGUACAGUGGUCAAUGCCAUGCUGAGGGACCGGGUGCUGCCCAGUGGMAUGGGUCACACCACCAACUGCUUCCUGAGUGUGGAGGGCACGGACGCGGACCACGCCUACCUCAAGACCGAGGGCUCAGAGGAGGAGAAGAGCAUCAAGGGGACAGAUGUCACUACGCAGCUGGACAGCUGGAUCGACAAUUUCUGCCUGGACGCCGAUGUCUUCGUGCUGGUGGCGAACUCAGAAUCAACCCUCAUGAACACGGAGAAGCAUUUCUUCCACAAGGUGAACGAGAAACUCUCCAAACCUAACAUCUUCAUCCUCAACAACCGCUGGGAUGCCUCGGCCAACGAGCCAGAGUACAUGGAGGAUGUGCGGAAGCAGCACACGGACCGCUGUGUCAACUUCCUGGUGGAGGAGCUGAAGGUAAUGGACCGGGAGCAGGCGCCCAACCGCAUCUUUUUUGUGUCGGCCAAAGAGGUGCUCAACUCCCGCAUGCAGCGAGCUCAGGGUAUGCCAGAGUCCGGKGGAGCUUUAGCAGAAGGCUUCCACGAGAGGCUCAAGGAGUUCCAGAGUUUCGAGAGGAUAUUUGAGGAGUGUAUCUCGCAGUCAGCAGUGAAAACAAAGUUUGAGCAGCACACUAUAAGGGCCAAGCAGAUCACUGAAACGGUCAAAGCCAUCAUGGAUGCCAUCAACAUCGAGGCGGCAGAGAGGAGAGUGGCCUCAUUGGAGGACCGUGAAUACCAGAUGGAUCGUCUGGAGUUUGUGAAGAACCAGCUCAGCCUGCUCAUAGAGGACAUCAAGAUGAAGAUCAAGGCCAUUACAGAAGAGGUGGAGAGCAAGGUGUCCAGCGCSAUGGGCGAAGAGAUCUGUCGUCUCAACGUGUUAAUUGAGGAGUUCCACUCGGACUUCCAACCUUCGCCCCACGUCCUCAAGCUCUACAAAUCAGAUUUACUGAGCCAUAUUGAAGAGGGCAUGGGCAAAAACCUGGCCUUCCGCUGCUCCAAUGCAGUCAACGCCUCCGUGCAGUCCUCCCAGAGAGACAUGAUCGAGAGUCUGCAGCCUCUGCUGCCCCCUGCUGUUCAGAGCCAGAUACAAAUGCUUGUGCCAAGCCGCAAAUUUGACCUGAGCUACAACCUGAACUGCGCCACGCUCUGCUCAGACUUCCAGGAGAACAUUGAGUUCCAGUUCUCAAUGGGCUGGACGGCACUGGUCAACCGCUUCCUGGGGCCUACCAAUGCAAAGCGGGCCUUCAUGCUGGUCGACAGGAACUUCCAAGUAACGCAGAUGACACGCUCCCUGUCCACCACGCCCUCCAGUGGCCCCUCCAGCGUGGCUGUAGCACAUCCCCAGGACGCAGCGCUCUCCCAAGAGGAGCUGAUGAUGUCCAUGGCCACCAACCUGGCCUCCMUCACCUCCCGCACCUCCAUGACUGUGGUCAUCGUUGGAGGAGUGGUGUGCCGGACGGUGGGCUGGCGGCUCAUAGCCCUGUCGGCCUCCAUGUACGGCCUGCUCUACCUGUGGGAGAAGCUCACGUGGACCACCAAGGCCAAGGAGCAUGCGCUCAAGCGCCAGUUUGUGGACUACGCCACAGAGAAACUACAACUCAUCGUCAGCUUCACCAGUGCCAACUGCAGCCACCAGGUCCAGCAGGAGAUGGCCACGACCUUUGCGAGGUUGUGUCAGCAGGUGGACCUGACACAGAGGGAGCUGGAGGGAGAGAUCAGCCGACUGACCGCUAAGGUCCAGACUCUGGAGACCGUCCAGAGCCACUCCAAGACCCUCCGGCACAAAGCCACAGAGUUUGAGAGGCAAUUGGAGACUUUUACAGACCAGUAUCUGAAUCCCCAUAAAUGAUGGACUGGGUUUCUCGCUCUGGCUCUACUGGCUCCCCUAGCGACUCAGUCCUAGCAAAUGUCAUUGACUCUCCCCCCCGGACCUCCCCUCCACUCAGAGAAAAUAGGUCCACCCUCGACAAUAUUGCUCCCGGGAUUCCCCCACCUCCGAACAGAUGUUUCUCCAAGAGAUUUGUUGAAGUGUGUCCAGUCUUCCACACACUUUAGAAAAGGACUUUUCAGAGAACAAACUGCCCAUUAGUUCAACAAACCAAACUGCCUGUAACACAAAUACAAACUCUGUGUAACUGUGUGAUUCAGUCGUGUGAAUACAGUUCCGAAGGUCAGGACAUAAAAACUUGGUUGGCAUGAGAUUGAAGGUUGGGUGCUGUAGCCUGUACAUUGACACUACUGCUCUUAUAACUGUGAAUAUGCCUUUCAUUAACUCCUGAAGUAAUUGUGUGUGUGUAGGUAGACAAAUGUAGGCAUGUGAUUUUCAUUCAGAUCUGAAUUUGUUCUGGUUUACCCCAUUGUAAAAA
This is a messenger RNA of Salvelinus sp. IW2-2015, 3643 nucleotides long. NCBI's taxonomy places the organism in Eukaryota, Metazoa, Chordata, Actinopteri, Salmoniformes, Salmonidae. The record is from RefSeq and is a predicted model, not a curated record.